Messenger RNA from Pestalotiopsis fici W106-1, 3921 nucleotides. RefSeq lists its product as uncharacterized. The transcript is spliced from 3 exons. The coding region runs from base 1 to 3921 and encodes 1306 amino acids. Lineage: Eukaryota; Fungi; Ascomycota; Sordariomycetes; Amphisphaeriales; Sporocadaceae. The record is from RefSeq and is a predicted model, not a curated record.
AUGUCGUCCUCGAUUGCCAUCCCGGCGCCCUCGCAGAGCACGCUAAAUGUCUUUUGCUCAACCAACAAGGUUUCGCGGGUAUCUGUGGCAAAGCUCGCGUUUGCGACUGCGCUCCAUCAAUACUUUGAUCUCCAUGAGUUCUCAUGUGCCGAAGCUCUUCCAAAAUACCACGAUGACCGCGCACACGAUCCAAUAAGCGGGAGCCGACAGGUGCGAUACGACUCAGAACUCGCUUCUACCACCUCUAUUCGCACAGCUUUCGGCCUCGAAAAGGCAGACUUGUUGUCCGAUGAUAGCCUUGCUCCGCUCCUCGUCAAUCAUACAAUCAGUACAACGAGGAACGGUGAACGAGUCACCAAUAGUCCCACAGCAGGCCUGGUCUUUGCCAAAAAGGUUCCCGCUCUAACGGCGGCCUCACCUUCCAGCCAUUCCACACAGCACAACGUGUCGAGCCUUGUCGUAUACUUUGACGAAGUGUCGCUGUCGGGACACAUGCUUUACAACAUGGAACAAGUCUCUGAAUUUGUGGCCACCGGCUUUGUGGACGCCUUUUCUGCAGCUCUUCAAUCCAUCUCGUCAGUCCCCCUCGACACAUUGAUUGCAGACCUAGACAUCUGCGGAUCGCAUAGUCGAACAAUUAUAUCCAGCUGGAACCAGCAUACCACAAGUGCUCCCAACAAACUGCUCCACGGUUUGGUAGGACGAGGUUUCCUCCACAAGCCCGAUGCGAUAGCGAUCCUGUCCUGGGACGGUCAAAUGUCAUAUUCGGAGCUAGACAAGCGCUCAACCAGCCUCGCAGCAUAUCUCAUGGACACUUAUGAUGUGAAGCCGGGUAAGAAGGUGGCUUUAUGCUUUGAAAAAUGCACCUGGGCCGUCGUUUCCAUGCUCGCGGUACUUAAAGCGGGAGCGGCAUAUUGCUGUCUCGACCCGAGCCAUCCACGCGCCCGUCACGAGUCCAUUAUCCACAUGCUCGACACACCCGUCGUCCUCACUUCUACGCUGCACGAAAGCCGCUUUGAUGGACAUCCCGUGUUGGUCCCGACAGUUGAGCUCGUCAGUCAAGAACGCCGCUAUCAGCCAACGAAUGUCCAGCCCAGCGAUACAUGCAUCGUAGCCUUUACCUCUGGAAGUACCGGAAUUCCUAAAGGUAUCGUGCACACGCACAACUCUUUAGUCACGGGUAUCCUAUCCAACGCCACUCCGCAACGUAUCGACCGGGAGGGUGUUUCAACCUUUCAGUGGUCAAACUUCACCUUUGACGUCAGCAUGGUGGAAAUUUAUGCGCCACUGAUCUUUGGUGGGCGCAUCUGUAUCCCCUCGGAUGAAGAGCGAAUCAACAACGUGGAGGAGACCAUGAAUAGAAUGGCCGUCAAUUGGGCCUAUUUCACUCCCUCAUUUGCGCGGUUGUUCGCGCAGUAUAACAUUCCCAGUCUGCAGACAUUGCUCUUGGGUGGUGAGGUCGUCACCCCUGAUGAUAUCAAUACGUGGUAUGAUCGCGUCAAGGUCAUUCAUUCAUACGGACCGGCCGAGUCAGCUACUUUCUUCCUGUACGAGUUCAAUAGUCCCUGUUCCAAAACUGUACCUAUCGGACCGGCCCCCAACACCUAUUCCUGGAUCGUGAACCCCAACAAUCCCGAACUUCUGUCGCCUGUUGGAGCAAUCGGGGAAAUGCUUUAUGAGAGCUCUGGACUCCUGAAAGAAUACCUCGGGAAUCCCAAGAAGACAAAGGAAGUCUUGAUUGACGCGCCUUCGUGGAGGCAGAAUCUUGAUGCUCCUGCCCCGUCGUCCAAGCUAUACAAGAGUGGUGAUCUUGUACGCUAUCUGCCUGAUGGUACAAUGAUGUACAUUGGACGGAAAGAUACAAUGGUGAAGGUGAGAGGGCAACGGCUCGAGGUAGAAGAAGUAGAGUCGGUCAUGCGCAAGAGCCUCGGCGGAUCGAGUCAAGUGGCCGUCGACUUGGUGGAACUACACGGUAGUGGACCUAGGCUGGUCGCGUUCCUGCAAUGCUCAGAGGAGCCAGGGCUGAACGGAAAUGUCAACGACGGGUGCUCUGGUACGCAUCAGUCGAGCUCUGUACCGGGUAAAAAGAUGGAACUGAUUGCUCAACUUCGCUCUCGUCUCACUGACACCCUUCCUGGGUACAUGGUUCCAAGAAUAUACCUACCUCUCGCCACCCUUCCGACAAAUUCCAACGGAAAGCUCGACCGUGCAAAGCUCAAGGAAUAUGCUCGGACGCUUUCGAGAAGCGAGUUAUUCAAGUACUCUGAGUCUGGUCCAAGCGAGGAAGUCCUGGCCGAUAUACCCCAGGAUGAUGCAGUUGCGCUCGAGGUCAGUGAGAUAGUUGACAAGGUCCUGGGUAGGCCAGAGUCAAAGGGGGAGAAUCCUCUCAAGGGAAAGAAUGCCACCUUGGAAAAUUUCGGCCUCGACUCGUUGAGCAUUGUCUCACUUGUGAGGUCAGUCAAUGACUUCUAUGGCCUCAAAAUCCCAGUCAAAACUUUUAGAAGGGCCAACCUGAACGUUCGGGACAUUGCCGAGAUUGUUCGCAGCCGCAACAAGGUCGCGCCGCAGUCUGACGAGCAUACCAGAUCAGCCAGUAUCUUGCAAGACAUUGAGGAGCUUGACAGGGAAUUGGCAAGAGUACAAUCUGACGAGCAUGCAUUGCGAAAGAAGAGGUUGCAGACAGAUAGAGACGUGGUAUUCUUGACAGGGGCGACGGGAUUCCUUGGCACCCAGAUCCUUCGACAGCUGUUGGAGCUUUCCAGCGUAUCGAAAGUCAUCGUUCUAGUUCGGGCGAGCGAUGCAAGCGCAGGCCUCCAGCGCAUCGUGGCCGCCGCUACCACCGCCAGAUGGUGGUCGCCUCGGCUGGUGAGCCGCAUCGAAGUCUGGCUAGGAGACCUUGCGCGGCCUCGGCUGGGUGUUUCCGUGGAUCAGUGGGCACGCCUCGAAGGAACUUGUAACCAGGAAUCAGAGGCAGUCACCGCAAUCAUCCACAACGGAGCCGUCGUGAACUGGUCCUCGAGCUAUGAGCGACUACGUGCGACAAACGUCGUCAGUACAGUGCAAAUCCUGCAACUUGCAUUGGCGGGAACGGGAUCGCUGCGGUACUUUACUUACGUCUCGGGUGGUGAGAUGCACCUUUCAAGUGAAGCAGUAGCAAGCGACCCCUCGCGUCUCUCAUCUGCAGACGGCUAUUCGCAGUCCAAGUUUGCAUCAGAUGUACUGGUCCAGCGAUGUGUGGCUCGCUCUCCCGCCGGCCAGCGAAUCAACAUGGUCAAGCCUGGCAUCGUCAUCGGUACGGCAGCGGAGGGUAUCUCCAACACGGAUGAUUACAUAUGGCGUCUGGUCGCAGGAGUAUGUGAAGCAGGGGCUUAUGUUGAUGGCGAGCACGAUGCGGUGGUUUGCCUCGCGGGUGCUGAUCAUGUCGCACAACGCGUCAUUGAUGCGUGCCUCGGCAGCCCAUGUGACGGCGAUAGCGCACCCGGUGCUCUGAAGAUGAUGGAAGGCGUCUCCGUGCGCGACUUCUGGGGUGUAGUUUCAGAGCGCACUGGACUGGUGCUGCGUGCGAUGGAUUUUGAUGACUGGCUGAAGGUGGUCAACUCAAACGUGUCCCUUAAAGGGCCAUCACAUCUCCUCUGGCCUGUCAUGGAAUGGGUGGAACAGCGCAAGGGCAGAAUUGGCGACGCUCGUCUAGCAACGUGCAAAGCAAGCAGCUGUACUGGCCACUAUCUCGAUCCAGACCACGGGCAAGGCACAAAGGCAAAGCUUGUAGAAUGUACGCAAGGCAAGGACACCAGAGAGAAGACUCUACAAGCUUUGCGGAAGAGUGUGGACUAUCUUUCGAGUCUGCGCUUUUUGCAAGGUGAGACACUUUUAGAGAGUGCAAGGCAGGAUGUGUUUCGCCGGUCUGGUAUCAGUAGUUAG